Molecule: messenger RNA, 2652 nt
Organism: Hypanus sabinus (Atlantic stingray)
Lineage: Eukaryota; Metazoa; Chordata; Chondrichthyes; Myliobatiformes; Dasyatidae
Gene: ccn1
Product: cellular communication network factor 1
Exons: 5
Coding region: 217-1293 (358 amino acids)
Biological process (GO): signal transduction
Cellular component (GO): extracellular region
Molecular function (GO): protein binding
Source: RefSeq, a predicted model, not a curated record
CAGCCUAGAGGACGCCAGGGAGGCUUAUAUAAGGCAAAACGCGCAGCGAGAGACUUCAGACUAGCAGAGAAGCCGCAUCCCGGGGACGGGAAGGAGCCGGAGUCACUCGCUGACAUUCUCACUCACUCACUCACUCACUCACACACUGACUCCACGACCGUCACCAGCCAAGGACUCACUGAGGAAUUAAAGGCUUCGCUCCUUUCUUUCUCCAGAAUGAUCCAUUGUGUAGCUGUCGCCGUCCUCCUCGCCCUCUCCCUCGCUAAAGCCGAGCUGAGCUGCGGACCCGAAUGCCGGUGCCCCUCGGAGCCGCCGCGCUGCGCCCCCGGAGUCAGCCUGCUUCUGGACGGCUGCGGCUGCUGCCGAGUCUGCGCCCGGCAGCUGAAUGAGGACUGUAGCAAGGCGCUGCCCUGCGACCACUCCAGAGGCCUCGAGUGCAACUUCGGCGCCAGCCCCAGCGCCCAGCGAGGCAUCUGCAGAGCGAAGUUGGAGGGUCGCCCCUGUGAGUAUGGCAGCCGGAUCUACCAGAAUGGCGAGAUCUUCCAGCCCAACUGCAAGCACCAGUGUACCUGCAUGGACGGGGCAGUCGGCUGCCUGCCCCUCUGCCCCCAGGAGCUGUCGCUGCCCGACACAGCCUGCCCCAGCCCCCGUCUGGUCAAGGUUCCCGGCCGCUGCUGCGAGGAGUGGGCCUGUGACACAGGCAAGGCCCAGCGGGGCGUCCUCAGCCAGGAGACGGCGGUGGAAGUGUGGCAUGACCAGCCGUACUACAACAACCAGCUCCUCUCUCUGCUCAAGAAGGCGAUGAAGGGGCAAGCAGCCUGGAGACCCAAGUGCUUUGUUCAGACAACUGAGUGGUCGCAGUGUUCCAGAACCUGUGGGGUGGGUGUGUCCACCAGGGUCACCAAUGACAACUCCGAAUGCAAGCUUCGGAAAGAGACCAGGCUCUGUAACCUCCGGCCCUGCGACCAGGUCGCUCUUCCUGACCUCAAGAGAGGGAAGAAAUGUUUUAGAACGAAGAAGUCAACCACAGCAACACACUUCAGCUACGUCGGCUGCAGCAGCGUGAAGAGAUACCGCUCCAAGUACUGCGGCUCGUGUGUAGAUGGCCGUUGCUGUACGCCCCAGCAGACCCGCACGGUCCGAGUGCGCUUCCGCUGCCCCGAUGGCGAGACCUUCAGCAAGGACACGAUGAUGAUCCAGUCCUGUCGCUGCCACCACGACUGCCCCCACCACAACGAGGCCGCCAGUCCGUACCUCAUGCUGCACAACGACAUCCACAAGUUCAUCGAUUGAAGCCCCCCCCCCACCCUACCGCCGUCUCCGGUGGGCGCGAGGCAGGCAGCAGAGGCGUCCGCCGUUCAGUGGGAGGGACACCACCAGCAGGAGUUCAUCCUCUCCCAUGUCACUAAGACAGGGUAGUUGCCUCCAACUGCACACUCCUGUCUCCCUGUCAGUGAGUGCAGACAGUUGGGAUGUUUAAGCCUCUUAGAGUGUAAGGCCAAGAGACUUAAGAGUAGGAUUAAGCCAUUCGGCCCAUCAAAUCUGCUCUGCUAUUCGAUCGUGGCUAAUUUAUUAUCCCUCUCAGCUCCAUUCCCCCUGUAACCCUAAUUAUACCUAAUGACUCAGCCUCCAAAGCUAUCUGUGGCAGUGAAUUCCACAGAUUCACCAGCCUCCCUGGGUGGGGGUCACUUUGGCUUGGUAUUACAAAAGGGACCAGGAACAAAGGUGAGGGAAAUGUUACUUACUCCUAUGUGCACUGUGCAUCAAUGCCCUCGGGGGCAACUGAGACUGAGGGGUGGGUGAACCCUCGAGUGUUAAGUUGAAGCUUCAAUUAAUUGGAGCAGAGAAGAAGCUUCAUAUUGGAGCAUAGCUUACUUACUUUUAUUGUUCUCAUUGUAACAAGAUGAUGUAUAUUUGUAUUAUUAUAUAAUGUCUUACUGUGUACUCUUAGCAACCCGUUGUGUCCUCUUACUUACUGAAGCCCAUCACCCCUGGACUGUAGGCUGCCGACAGCAGCUCGCCCAGGUCCUCUGUCCUGGGCCAGUCUUUCACACUGUCUCCAGGUGUAGCCUAUUCUUCAGGCGAAGAUCUGUCCACUCCCAGGGAUGAGGUCUUUGGAGCUUCUGCUGGCAUUUCUUUAGAUCGGGGUUUUUAACGGGACGGGGUUGCUAGCUCCAUGCCCAGCCCUCCUCCUUUCACAGCCGGACUUGUGACUGAAGUUCAUUGUGUUGUGUUCAAAAAAAGAACCCAAUGAUUUCGACUAGAAGGUGGAACAAAGUUGUGAGUUGCCAGGCAGGGAGCGAACAGCUCACGUUCUUCCCUCGUGUGAGUCCAACAGCUCACGUUAUUCCCUCGUGUGAGUCCAACUGCUCACGUUAUUCCCUCGUGUGAGUCCAACAGCUCACAUUAUUCCCUCGUGUGAGUCCAACAGCUCACGUUACGUGGCAGCGAGAAGCCAAAGCUGUUUGCAGUUCUGGUGUCGCACAGAGGAAGAAACCGGUGAUGUUAAAUCCUGCAAUAUAUUCAUUGAAUGUUGCAUUAUUUAUCGCACAUGUAGCAGAUACUAUCGGGUUAAAAAAAAGUCGUACUGGAAUUAAAUGUAUAUAGAUUUAAUUUUUUAAGGAAAUUAAACGAUUUAUUUAUGGAACUGAA